This is a messenger RNA of Metopolophium dirhodum (rose-grain aphid), 1628 nucleotides long. Its product is annotated as zinc finger MYM-type protein 1-like. Gene Ontology annotation, molecular function: protein dimerization activity. Bases 357 to 1628 code for a protein of 423 amino acids. The record is from RefSeq and is a predicted model, not a curated record. The transcript has 4 exons. Lineage: Eukaryota; Metazoa; Arthropoda; Insecta; Hemiptera; Aphididae.
ACAUGUAAGGAAUACUAUUGUUGAAGAUAUAAUAAGUGCUGGAAUGUAUAGCGUUUCGUGUGAUGAAGCUCGGUAAUGUCUUAAUAUUAUAUUGUUUAUUUACUUAACUAGUCUUAAGCUACAUUUUGAUAAUUGUUUUAUAAAAAAAAAAUUCUAGAUGCCACAAGGAAGAACAGUUAGCUGUGUGUGUUCGUUACCCAAAAAACCUUAAAGUAGUGGAACGAUUUGUUGGAUUUUUAGAUGUAUCUCAAAGUCAAAAUGCUGACAGUUUAAUUGGUGUUCUAUUACAGUUUUUAAAUUCUUUGAACUUGAACAAAAUUAAUAUAAUAGGUCAAUCAUAUGACGGUGCUAGCGUGAUGUCGGGUCAUACUGGUGGAGUUCAGGCUAAGCUUAAAGAAAUACGUCCUCAAGCUAUUUAUGUACACUGUAUGGCACACAAAUUAAACCUUGUGGUCAUUGAUAUGUGUAAACAUUUAAAGGACGCACGGAAUUUAUUUAAUGGCUUGGAAGCGUUGUCUGUUCAUUUUAGUCAACCUACGAAAAAUAAAAAAAUGACUGACAUUCAAGAAAAUCUAGGAGUUAAAAAAACAAAAAUCCCACAGUUAUCAGAUACUCGAUGGGUCUGCCGUUAUAAGAGUUGUAACUCAGUCAUCGCAAAUUUUAAACCUAUUCUAUAUAUUCUUGAUGAAGAAAUAGAAUUACAAAAAGAUAAAGAUGUUGCCCAAGCAAUAGGUCUUCAGUCUACAAUAAAAAAUGGGAAAUUUGUGGUAUAUUUGUUUGUUCUUAAUGAUGUUUUAAAAAUUAUUAAUAUUCUAAGUACUCAAUUGCAAUCAAAGUCUACAACUCUUGGAAAAUCUAGUUCAUUAGUAUGUGGUGUGAUUGAUACUCUGAAAAAUAACCGUUCAGAUGUAUAUUUUGAUAAUCUGUGGAAUGAUAUUACUAUAAUUUGUGAAGAACAUGAAGUGUCUUUGGAUAUUCCUUCACAAGGUGGCUCUAAACGUCGUAGAAGGGAACCUACAUAUUUACAACAGUAUGCUGUACUAUCAACUACUUCGGCAGAAGAAGACCGUGUUAAUGAUGUACUAAUGGGUACUUCAAUAGUUAAAAAUUAUUGGAAAAUGCAUUGUUUUUAUCCUAUACUUGAUACUAUUAUUGUCAAUAUGGAAAAACGGUUUUCACCAGAAAGUAUGAAAAUAGCCCAAUCUGUAGACAACUUUUUAAAAUUGAACUUUAAUGAAAGUUUACAAUUCAUUAAUCAUUAUAAGGAUUUAUUCGGUGUUUCCAAAGAUUCUUUAAGAUCAGAAAUGAUGGUUAUCAAAAAUGUCUUGAAAGUUAAUGUUGAUUUGGAAGUUCUGCAAAAUCACUUAAAUUCAUUGAAUAGCAAACAAAUCUUUCCAAAUUAUUAUAAAUUAUUUAAUGUAGCAAUAACUUUGCCAAUCAAUUCCGCUACUUGUGAAAGGUCAUUUUCCGCAAUGAGGAGGUUGAAAACAUGGAUGCGAUCAACGAUGCUCCAAGAAAGAUUAAGCAGUUUAGGGAUAAUUAAUAUUGAAAAAGAUAUCAAUAUUGAUAGCGUCUCAGUUUUAAAUGACUUUGCCAAAUCCAACAGAAGAAUAAAUUUAAUAUUGUAA